AUGUAUAUCCCCCUCGCAAAACAAGCAAUCAACAAGUGCCGCUGUGAAUAUGUCUUCUGCGAUACACACAAGUCGAUCGACAAACACGACUGCGAAUUCGACUUUGCAAAGAUGGGCAAGGAUAUGUUGACAAAGGCCAACCCAAAGUUGAACGACAAGCCACGGGGCGGUCGCAGCUUCACCCGCAUGGAUUAA
Molecule: messenger RNA, 195 nt
Organism: Linnemannia hyalina
Lineage: Eukaryota; Fungi; Mortierellomycota; Mortierellomycetes; Mortierellales; Mortierellaceae
Source: the annotation of a GenBank genome assembly